AUGAUAACAGUCAAGAAGAAUCCAAGGAGAAUAUUAGAAACCAGGACUUGAGCAAUUCAAGAGCAAAUUUAUUUGAAAUUUAAAAGUAUUCAUGAAGGAGGAGAAUUGGAAGCCAAAGAAGAAAGUAAAUUAAAUAGAAGAUCAGCAGAUCAACUCAAAUCUAUUGAUCAGAAUAAAUUGAGAUUCUUUUCUCUUCAUCAACAAGCUGAUAAUUUGAACCGUGAUAGAGAAAGAGGAAGAAAUAUUUAACAAAAAUAAUAAAAAUCAAUCAAAAUGGGUUACUUUGUUCACAAAAUACAAAGAACUAGAUAAUGAAUUAGGAAAAUUUGAAGAUUCUCUUGACUGCCUAAAAAUUUCUUACAUGAUAAAAAUCCUAAACUGCCAAGUCAACUACCUGCUCUUACAAGACCCUGACUAUUGCGCUUCUUUAAAACAAAACCCUCAACUUGCAAUAAACUUCGACGAAAUCUACUCCUCCAAAUCCGAAGACCCUCCUCCUCCCAAAGUGUCUCCCCUUCCCUUUCCAUCCAGACCACCCCAAGACCUAUCCCAGCAAUACCUAUCAGCUAGAAUGCUUGCUUACCGCACAAAGACCAAAACUCCAAAAAAGCCGCCUGAACAGACCAAUCUGCCUUAAGUUAUAGCUCAAUAUCCAAACUUA
This is a messenger RNA of Moneuplotes crassus, 661 nucleotides long. The record is from the annotation of a GenBank genome assembly. NCBI's taxonomy places the organism in Eukaryota, Ciliophora, Spirotrichea, Euplotida, Euplotidae.